CCUCAUCAUAGCCUUUUGGAUCUCUCAUCCUAACAGGAACAUAUCCUCCUCUCGGAACUUUACGCCGUCCUCUCGAUCUCAGGCUAUCAGACAGUCUGGUCUCACGUCGGAUCAAUAUUCUUCUACUUUUCCAAACAUAGUUGCUUGAAGAUGUCUGAUCAAGCGAUUAUCCGCAUCACAAGGGAGAUCAAGCAGAUAGAGAACAGUGCCGACCUUUCGAUUGCAGUUGACUACGAUGAAAAAGACAUUCGAAAUGUGCGCGCGGUCAUUCUGGGACCACCAGAGACGCCGUAUCAGUUUGGUUUCUUUGAGUUCAGCAUCAAGUUUGGAAAAGAUUACCCUGCGCGUGCUCCAAGCGUAAGGGCUCUGACGACCAAUUCGGGAGUUUGUAGAUUCAGCCCGAAUCUGUAUGCUGGAGGGAAGGUCUGCUUAUCGAUUCUCGGAACAUGGACCGGCCAGCCAGGAGAACAAUGGUCAUCAGCACAAGGACUAGAGUCAGUCCUGAUUUCUAUCCAAAGUCUCAUGUCCUCAAACCCUUACGAGAACGAGCCAGGGUACGAACACGCCAAGUCGCAAACAGACGAGGAAAAUAUGGCGCAUUAUAAAGCGAAGAUCCGCCAUGAAACAAUACGCAUAGCAGUCCUUCAACCCCUGGAGUCCGCCAUGGGUAUCUCGCUCGACGCAACCUCGAAAUCGCCGGGGUACGAAAAAUACCUGUCGGAAGCCGAUGAUAGUUCUGAGGAUGAGAACCACACCUCUACCAAUGCGUUCAUUGAUCUGCGGAAACGCCGUUUCCUCUGGUAUUACGAUUCAUACGUGCAGCUCAUCCAGAGCGAAUCAGCGAAAGAGACCAUCACACCCAAGCUCCCGUUCCACCGAAUGCCCUUUGAAAGCCAUGGCAAUACCAUGGACGGUCAUUUUGACUACCCAGAGCUCCAGCAACGACUAAUGUACCUUAAAGGCAAGAUCAUGGACGAAACCAAGAACUGGCAGGCACAGGGGCUAGAAGCCAAAAAGAACGAACUAGGCAUCGCAGUCAACCUCCAGAGGCAGUACGAGCAAAUCGUUGAAACCCUGAAAAACCACAAAAACUACUCGAUUGAUUUGACUCUUGUCAACGGUAACCCCUUUCUCUGGAAGCUCACGUACUUUGGCCGCCCAACCACACCCCUGGAGGGCGGCAUUAUCAAGAUCCGUAUCCACCUGAGUCCCCGAUUUCCCGAAGAACAGCCCCGUAUUUUCGUCGAGACGCGCCUCUUCCACGUCCGGGUGUCAAAGGAGGGCGUCCUAUGCUAUUUUCCCCGAAGAAUCGAGGAGAUGCGUCAACACGUUGAAGCGAUCGUUGCCGUGUUAGAGGAGCAAGAGCCCCCUUAUGAUCCGCGCACAACGGUCAAUAUUGAAGCAGCGAAACUGUUCUGGGGUUCACCAGAGGACCGUAAGAAGUACAAAAGGACGCUGCGGAGGGAUGUGGAGAGGUCUGUUGAGGAUGCUUUUGAGUAA
Aspergillus nidulans FGSC A4 is the source of this 1500-nucleotide messenger RNA. Its product is annotated as ubiquitin-conjugating enzyme E2. NCBI's taxonomy places the organism in Eukaryota, Fungi, Ascomycota, Eurotiomycetes, Eurotiales, Aspergillaceae. The record is from RefSeq and is a predicted model, not a curated record. Gene Ontology annotation, molecular function: ubiquitin conjugating enzyme activity; ligase activity. The transcript is spliced from 8 exons. Bases 151 to 1500 code for a protein of 449 amino acids. Gene Ontology annotation, cellular component: cytoplasm; nucleus.